AUGUCGACGGCGGCUUUGCACCAAUUCGUCGGGAAUCUGAAAUCCCGUCACGAACAAGUGCGAAACAAGGCGGUGAACGAUCUCUCCUUGUACGUGAAAAAUGAACUCAGAGAAGCCACUGCGGACGAAAUCAACAAUUUCUUGGACGAAUUCAACCAUCAGAUAUUCGAGAUGGUGUCGAGUAACGAUGUUAACGAGAAGAAAGGGGGUAUCUUAGCUAUAGUGUGUCUUAUUGGCACCGAUGUGGGGAAUAUGACUUCGAGAAUUAGUAGGUUUGCGAACUACCUUAGAAACCUCGUGCCUUCGCAUGAUGUCGGCGUGAUGGAACUAACAGCUAAAGCUGUGGCCCUGUUAGCUUUCGUUUCGGGCUCAAAAGCGUCCGAAUACGUUGAAUUCCAAGUCGAUAGAGCCUUCGAAUGGCUCCAGGAAGACAAAGCCGAUGGCAAAAGACUGGCUGCUGUACUAAUAUUAAAAGAAUUAGCGAUAACAAUGCCAACGUAUUUCUAUCAACAAGUCUCUACGUUCUUCGAGUUAAUUACCAACGCUAUUCAAGACCCGAAAGUGGUGAUUAGAGAAGGAGCUGUCGAGGCACUUAGAGCAGCAUUAGUUGUCACUGCUCAAAGAGAAGUGGGAAAAGUUAGUUGGUACAAACAAUGCUACAAAGAAUCGGGAACACUUCUGCUUGCCGAAAAAGGAGAGAGAAUUAGAGACGAACGCGUUCACGCAUUCCUACUCAUUCACAACGAAUUGAUAAGGCUCGCGAACGCCAGCUGGGAGAGAAAAUACACGGCUUUGCUGGAAAAAACCGAUCCGAAGAGUUCCAACGAUCAAGAAAGCUUCUCGUUCAACAGGCCCCUUUCCAUGUACCCUACGCCGAACAAAAACGUGAACUAUCAAGUUUUGCACGCUCUAACGCCGGAGAAACCGAUCAUCAUCGAAUCGCCCGCUUGCCGUCAAUUAAUCUCCGAGAAAUUCGCGUACAUUUGCGUCGACGUAAUCACGCACAAGUUCAGUCGAUACAGUUACGUGCAGCAAACGUUCCUCAACAUUUUGCCCAGAUUGGCCGCCUUCGACAAGGCCGAGUUCGUCAAGAACCACCUGAGCGGAGUGAUGUCUUAUUUGUUCAGCAUGCUCAAAAGUAGGGAGAAGGAGCGUAAUAUGGCGUUCAUCACCGUCGGUCUUAUUGCUAUUGCUGUCGAAGAGGCAAUCGAACCGCACGUCGAGAAGAUAAUGGAACUAGUCAAGGCGGCUUUGCCGAGGAGCGAGAUGACGUUGAAGAAACGCGGCACGAUCGAUCCUUGCGUGUUCAAAUGCAUCACGUUUUUGGCGUUGUCGUUGAAAAAUCACGAUAAAAUGGAUAUUCCUAAUAUUUUAGAGCAAAUGUUAGCGACGGGAUUGUCAUCGUCGCUUACUAUUUCGCUGAGAGAGCUCGCGAAGAAUGUUCCGGCUCACAAGGAGAAAAUCAGCUUGGGUUUAUUGAGAAUGCUGUCCCAGAUCCUGUUGAACAAACCGCUGAUCCACCCAGGUACUCCGAGGCAUUUAACGACCAACAUACUUUCGAUCGGCAGCAGUUCGGAUAUGUACGAUACUCAAAUCAUAGUGCUCGCCCUUCAUACUUUAGGAACGUUCGAUUUCGAAGGCCAGCGACUCCUACCGUUUGUCCAACGUUGCGCCAAUUACUUUUUAAUACACGAACAAACCGAAAUCAGGCUAGAAGCCGUUCGAACUACCUGCAGGCUUCUACGUCAUGCUAUCAGGAAUUCUGCUAAGAACCCUUCCGAAACCGUAACAAUAACAGUAGCUUCAGUUUUAAAUCGAUUGCUGAGCGUGGGUUUGAUCGACAUGGAGUCUACAGUGCGUAGGGGAGUCUUGAUAUCUCUAGAUCCCACGUUCGACCAUCACUUGGCUCAAGCGGAGUCUUUGGGAGCGUUAUUUACAGCUCUCCAAGACGAAGUUUUCGAAAUUAGAGAAGUAGCUCUGUUCACUAUAGGACGCUUGAGCUGCAUGAAUCCCGCAUAUAUUAUGCCUAGUCUAAGAAAAGUAUUAGUACAACUAUUAACGGAAUUGGAGCACUCGGGUAUAGGUCGAAAUAAGGAGCAAGGCGCUCGGAUGCUGGAUCAUUUGAUCGUCAGCGCUCCGAGACUAAUUAGACCGUACAUGGAACCCAUUUUAAAGGUGUUAGUUCCUAAGUUAAAAGAACCGGAACCGAAUCCCGGAGUGAUUCUCUCGGUUUUAAUGACAAUAGGAGAUUUGGCCGAGGUGACGGGCGGGGAUUCUGAGCUGCAGCAGUGGAUGCACGAGCUGAUGCAAAUCCUACUCGACAUCCUCGGGGAUUCGUCUUCUCCGGACAAGCGAUCGGCCGCCUUGUGUACUUUGGGCCAAUUAGUAGGAGCUACGGGUCACAUAGUGAAUCCUUACAGUCAAUAUCCCUUGCUCUUGGACGUGUUGAUUAACUUUUUGAAGACUGAACAACAGCCGUCGAUUAGGAGAGAAACGAUUAGAGUUUUAGGAUUACUAGGCGCUUUGGAUCCUUACAAGCACAAAAUUAAUCGUGGUCAAAUCGAUUACCAGCCCGAGGCUCCCAUGCUUAUAGCCAUUACGGAUAAAGGUGUGGGGGGCGAAGGAGACGGGGAGUUCGGUUUGAAUUCCAGCGAAAUGUUGGUCAGCAUGAGUUCCCACACGCUCGAAGAAUAUUAUUUAGCCAUGGCGAUCGCCACUUUAAUGAAAAUCAUCAGAGAUCCCGCUCUGUCCCAACAUCACACGAUGGUCGUGCAAGCCGUUACCUUCACUUUUAAAAGUCUAGGAAUCAAAUGCGUACCUUAUAUAUCACAAGUGCUUCCGAGUUUACUCAAUGUCGUAAGGACGGCCGAUGUAAAUUUCAGGGAAUUCCUGUUUCAACAGCUGGCGCAAUUGGUUGCGAUCGUUAAGCAGCACAUUCGUAAUUAUUUGGACGACAUAUGCGAUUUGAUAAAGGAAUUUUGGGUUCCGAACAGUUCGAUACAGAGCACCAUUAUUUUGUUGCUCGAGCAUAUAGCUGUUGCUUUAGGAGCGGAAUUCAAGGUUUAUCUCCCGAGGCUGAUACCGCAGAUUUUGAGAGUUUUGAAUCACGAUACUUCGAAAGACAGACAAUACACGUUGAAGUUACUGGAAGCCAUGCACAAAUUCGGUAAUAAUUUAGAAGAUUACUUGCAUCUCAUUCUACCGCCUAUUGUGAGGUUAUUCGACGCCCCCGAUUGCCCGCCCGCAGUUCAAAAGAAAGCUUUAGAAACAAUCGACCAACUCGCGGAAAUUCUCGAUUUUUCCGAUUUCAUUUCGAGGAUUAUUCAUCCCUUAAUGAGAACUAUCGAUAAGAAUAAUUCGCCGGAAAUUCGAGAAGCGGCCAUCGAAUGCCUGUGCAAUCUAAUCAUGCAGAUGGGACGUAAAUUCUGCAUAUUCGUGCCGAUGGUGCAGAAAAUCCUGAUCAAACACAAAAUCCAAAAUAGGAAAAUCGAGAUACUUUUAUCGAAGAUCCAAACGGAAACGACGAUGGCGGACGAAACCGAUUUGGGAAUUACGCGCAACAAAACGAAGAGAACCAGAGAAGAUCCGUCAGUGGCCAACGAUUCUUCCAUUAGUCAAAGGCUCAAGGUUUCCGUGAAGAAUUUACAACAGGCUUGGACGCCCAUCAGAAGAGUUUCAAAGGACGAUUGGUUGGAAUGGCUCCGCUGCCUUAGUCUGGAAUUGCUCAGGCAAUCUCCCAUUCCGGCGCUGCGCUCGUGCCUUCCGCUCGCUCAAACCUACUCGCAACUGUCCAAGGACCUGUUCAACGCGGCCUUCGUCAGUUGCUGGGCCGGUUUGCUCAAGGAAGAGGACAAACAGAAGAGCCUAAUGAGCGGCUUGGAGCAGGCCCUUAAGGUGCCCGACGUGCCCGAAAUCACGCAGACCAUUCUCAACUUGGCCGAAUUCAUGGAGCAUUGCGACAAGGGCCCCCUGCCGUUGGAUCCGCAUUUGUUAGGCGAGCACGCUAUGCAUUGCAGAGCUUACGCUAAGGCGCUGCAUUACAAAGAAGAGGAAUUCCAGAGGGGAGGCGGGAACAACGAUCACGUAGUUGAGUCUCUGAUUUCUAUUAAUAACAAACUGCAACAAAAAGAAGCUGCAGAGGGUCUCCUACAAUACGUACUUAGGAAAUCCGGGAAUGUUCAAGUGAAGGUGGGUUGGUACGAGAAACUUCACAAUUGGGAUAAGGCUCUCGGGAUGUACGAGGAGAAACUGCAAAGCGACGGUUCGGAUCAGGAAGCGGUCUUAGGGCAAAUGAGGUGUAUGGAGGCUUUGGGAGAGUGGACGAGCCUCCACGAUUUGGUGGAAGAAAAAUACAGCAUUUUGUCCGACAAGUACAAACAGAAAGCGUGCCGUUUGGCCGCCGCUUCGGCGUUUGGUCUUCACAAUUGGUCUUCCAUGGAACGAUACGUUAAAUGCAUACCUCAAGAUUCCCAAGAAGGUGCUUUCUAUAGGUCUAUUUUAGCCAUACACACCGAACAGUACAGAGUGGCGCAAGAUUACAUCUACACAGCUCGAGAUAUGCUAGAUAAAGAACUGACAGCAAUGGCGGGCGAAAGCUAUCAAAGAGCCUACGGGGCCAUGGUGCAAGUUCAAAUACUCAGCGAGCUCGAAGAGGUAAUGCAAUACAAGUUGGUGCCUGAAAGGAGGCCAACGAUCAGAGCGCUGUGGUGGCAACGUUUGCAAGCCGGUCAAAGAUUAGUCGAAGAUUGGCAGAAGAUCAUUCAGGUUCAUUCUCUGGUGCUCGAGCCGCACGAAGACAUACACACUUGGUUGAAGUACGCGGCUUUGUGCAGAAAGAACGGAUCGAUUAGAUUGUCCCAUAAAACGUUGGUGAUGUUGUUGGGGUACGAUCCCGAAGAAAAUCCACAGUUAUCUCUACCCGUAACAUCUCCGCACGUUACUUUCGCUUAUACUAAACAUUUGUGGGCUACGGAUCAGAAGCAAAGAGCCUAUCAGCAAUUGAAGCUGUUUUUGGGCCAGUAUACGAGACACGUGGAUUCUUGUUUGACCUUGGAAGAAAGACAAGCCCUGUUGGCGAGGUGUUAUUUGAAAUUGGGAACGUGGCAGGAAUCGUUAGAAGGCAUUACGGAAAAUUCCGUAACGAAAAUUCUGAAUUGCUACCAGCAAGCUACCGAGUUCGAUAAGGAUUGGUACAAAGCUUGGCAUUCUUGGGCUUACAUGAAUUUCGAAACGGUGCUCUUCUACAAGAACAAACAAGACGCCGAGAAACUGAAAACAGAUAGACCCAUCAACGAUUGCGAAAUGAGCGUAGACCUGAACAAACACACGGUGUUAGCAGUACAAGGAUUCUUCAAAUCGAUUUAUCUAUCGCAAGGCAGCUCGCUACAAGACACCCUUCGUUUGCUAACCCUAUGGUUCGACUACGGGCAAUCCACCCAAGUGUCCGAAGCCAUAUCCGAAGGCAUUCGGCUGGUGGAGAAGAACACGUGGCUGCAGGUGAUACCGCAGCUGAUCGCGCGCAUCGACACCAAUCGCCUGCUGGUGUCGAAGCUCAUCAACGCCCUGCUGGUGGACAUCGGAAAGACCCACCCGCAGGCGCUCGUCUAUCCCUUGACGGUGGCGACCAAGAGUAACUCGAUCGUGCGCAAGAACGCGGCCAAUAAGAUACUGAAGAGCAUGAGCGAGCAUUCGCCGACGCUGGUCAGGCAGGCCAUGAUGGCCUCCGAAGAGCUGAUCAGGGUGGCCAUUUUGUGGCACGAGAUUUGGCACGAGGGGCUCGAGGAAGCUUCGAGGUUGUAUUUUGGUGAACGUAACGUGGAAGGUAUGUUGCGGAUUUUGGAGCCGUUGCAUACGAUGAUGCAAAGAGGACCGGCGACUUUGAAAGAAACUAGUUUCAACCAGGCCUACGGGAGAGAUUUGGCUGAUGCUUACGAGUGGUGUCAAAGAUAUAAAGUAUCAGGAAGCAUUCGCGAUUUAAAUCAAGCUUGGGAUCUUUACUACCACGUGUUUAGGAGGAUAUCCAGGCAAUUACCUCAGUUGACUUCGCUGGAACUCCAAUACGUAUCUCCUAAUCUACUCGUUUGUAAAGAUUUGGAAUUGGCUGUGCCUGGUAGUUACGCGCCCGGACAAAGCAUCGUCAGAAUCGAUCACUUUAAUCCUUCAUUAGAGGUGAUAACAUCCAAACAACGUCCAAGGAAACUGGUAAUUCGCGGUAGCAACGGCAAAGACUACAUGUUCCUGCUGAAAGGUCACGAAGAUCUGAGGCAAGACGAGCGUGUAAUGCAGCUUUUUGGUCUAGUUAAUACUCUACUCUUGAAAGAUCCGGAUACUUUCCGUAGGAAUUUAACUAUACAACGUUAUGCUGUCAUACCGUUGAGUACAAAUUCCGGCCUCAUAGGCUGGGUACCUCACUGUGAUACAUUACACACACUGAUCAGAGAUUAUAGGGAUAAAAAGAAGAUACUGUUGAACAUCGAGCACCGAAUAAUGCUGAGAAUGGCCGCGGAUUAUGACCAUUUGACUGUUAUGCAGAAGGUCGAAGUGUUCGAGCACGCCCUCGAGCACACGCACGGAGACGAUUUGGCCAAAUUGCUGUGGUUGAAGAGCCCCUCUUCGGAGGUGUGGUUCGAUAGAAGAACGAAUUAUACGAGAUCUUUAGCGGUGAUGAGCAUCGUAGGGUAUAUCCUAGGAUUGGGCGACAGGCAUCCAAGCAAUCUUAUGCUCGAUAGAUUAAGCGGUAAAAUUCUACACAUCGAUUUCGGAGAUUGCUUCGAAGUGGCGAUGACUAGGGAGAAAUUCCCGGAGAAGAUCCCGUUCAGGCUGACGAGAAUGCUGAUUAACGCCAUGGAAGUGACGGGCAUCGAUGGGACUUACCGAAGAACCUGCGAAUCUGUGAUGUCUGUGUUGCACCGAAACAAAGACAGCCUGAUGGCCGUGUUGGAAGCCUUCGUUUACGAUCCGUUACUGAAUUGGAGACUGAUGGAUGCCACAUUGAGGAACCGAUCGAAUGCCGGUGAAAUCGGAUCGUUUUCUACCGGUACAUCUCAAGAUCACGAUCCGGUGGAAUCCCUCAGCAUGACUUUGAAUAAAAAAAAUCUUUUGUCCGAUAUUGUGAGCGAAAACUCCCAGCCGGAGGAGGUCAAUAAAAAAGCGGUCGCUAUUAUUAAUCGGGUCAGAGAUAAAUUGACUGGAAACGAUUUCAACGUGGAGGAAUCUCUUAGCGUCGAAAAGCAAGUCGAUCUGCUCAUACAGCAAGCCACCAGCAAUGAAAACCUCUGUCAAUGCUACAUCGGUUGGUGUCCAUUUUGGUAA
Molecule: messenger RNA, 7311 nt
Organism: Phyllotreta striolata
Lineage: Eukaryota; Metazoa; Arthropoda; Insecta; Coleoptera; Chrysomelidae
Source: the annotation of a GenBank genome assembly